GAAGAAUCCACUGACUACAGUGUCUCAAAGUGAGAUCGCCUUAUUGGGCUGGUACCUGUGACCGUGAUAUAGAAUAGGCUGACCUCCUACAAACAAAAUGAAUCGGAACUCCCCUCAAAAACUUGACGUGUCCCACGUUGGGGCUACCAGGAUUCACCAAGUGUUACAGAACAAUACAGGAGGAACAUCAAACUCUCACUCCCGAUCCUCCUCCACAUCCUCCUCCCAUCAUCACAUGUCCAACUCCCUGCCUCACAAUGCCCAUCCACAGACCCAUCCCGAGAAGGUCCGCAGUAACAACAACACCUCCCCCUCCCCGCACUCACAGUACCCCGACCCUGACUGGGAGGAGAAGGAGGAGUUGAGGUUACGAGAGCUUGAGGAGGCCCGGGCGCGCGCCGCACAGAUGGAAAAAACGAUGAGAUGGUGGUCGGACUGCACUGCAAACUGGCGCGAGAAGUGGGGCAAGGUUCGAAAUGAGAGGAACAAAGCUAGGGAGGAAAACCGUCAACUACGAGGGAAGUUGGACGGAGUGAUAAAAGAGCUGACAACUACCAAGAGGGAAAAGCAGGAGAUUUCUGUGGACCUGGAGAGAUUAAAAGGGGAGCUUGAGAAGAUGAACAAUGACAGGGAAGUCGCCAGUGUCAUGACAGAGACGAUGUGCGGAAGGAAAUCUCCAACUCAAGACGUGGUACCGGAGAGGGACAUCUCUGUCUGUGAGAAGGCAGAGAAGGAAAAUGUGAACGAAAAACAUGAAAAGGUGUUUGACAACAAGAACGAGCUGCAUCUGGACAUUGAGAUUGACAAACCUGAGCGCCCGCCUAGCUGGAGCGGUACAGCCUCCCGCAGCCGUGACCGUGCCCAGCUGGAAGAGCUGAUGGCUGAGAAAGAGAAGACAGAGCAGAAGAUGUGCAUGCUGCAGAUGAAACUGGAAGAGAGUUCCAAAACCAUACAGAUUGAGAGGGAUGAGAAGAGCCUUCUGAUGAAGGAGAUUGAGAAGCUCCACUGUGACCUUUCCACCAUGAAGAACAAGUGUGAGGAGGUCACCAUGUCACGCAGUGAGGUCCAGAAGGAGCUGAAUCUCUUGAAGUCUCUACACCAGCAAGAGCUGAGCAGGGUGACUCUUGACCUGGAGGAAGAGUCCACCUCCAGAUCUACUAUGGACAAGAAGCUACACGACCUCAGAAAGGAGAUCGAGAGGCUUCAGGCGGAGAACGCUCAGGAGUGGGGUAAGAGCGAGCGUCUGGAAACGGAGAAACUGGCCCUGGAGAGGGACAACAAGAAGCUGCGCACACAGGUGGAGGACCUGGAGGAACAGCUGGACAGGAAGACAAAGGAGGCGUCCGCAGCACUAGACUCUGAUGUCAAAAGUCUCCAGAGCCAGCUCCAUGACAGGAACAAGGAAGUUGGAGACUUGAAACAUGAGAACAACAAGAUGAAGAAGAAGCUUCAGGACAAGGCAGCAGAACUUCACCAUGCCCAGAAGAAGGCUGAACAAAGUGACACUGAAGUCAAACUACUCAGGGGUCGCGUUGAAGAGCUCAAGAAGUCCUUGGCUCAAGCUGAAGAUGAGGUUGACUGUCUACAGAACAACCAGCGGAAGCAGCAACGUACCCUUGAGGAACAACAGGAACAGUGUGAGAGUCUACAAGUCCAGGUGGACCACCUGCAAACAAGGCUGCGACAACAGCAACAGAACGCCACCUUGCCACUCUUCAAGAAGCGCAGUGCCUCCUCCAGCGUGAAGUCCUACAGCGCGCCCAUGGACGACGGGUCCGAUCCCCUGUCGGAUGAGGACCUGGAUGACUCUCCGUAACGUCUAUCGUAACUUCAGAGUGUGGGUCAACUAACAGGAACAACAAGUGCACCAUGACAGCUCUAUGAUAGUCUUACAAAUGUAUUUCUUACAUGUUGUAUCUUUAGUUUACAACAUAUCCCAACAUGAUGUGCAACAGACAGUAUCUAUACACAUUAUAUACUGCAGUGACUUCCAUUUGUGCCUAACUGCCACAUUCACCAGUGCAGUGAUCUUACAGAAAAAGGGACGGACCAGGAAUGGCUGUGAGAGGAGCGAGGGAUAAAAAUGAUAAGGUACCAAGUAAAUGUCUUCUUGGAAGGUUGCAAAAAAGUUUGGUCAAAACAUUGAUAGAAUAUAUGGUACCUUAAUAAAACUUACAUAAUAGGUAUUGUUGACCUAUAUGUAUCAUUGGAACAAGUUUGGACUAAAAUUUUAAUUAUGUUUCUUAUAAGUCCACUUCUGAGAACAUUUUCCUGUAAAUCAUACAUAUUUAUAAUGUUAAUACUCCAAGAAGUGUUCCACCAUGUUACUGUUACCAUUUUACGAUCCCACGAAAGAUGAGAACUUGACCACUUAACCUCAUUGCAGAUGAAAUUGAGUUAGAUAUGGAGAUGUAUUGAUCAAGUGAUACUGCACAGAUGCCCCUUGUACGCACUAAUCCAAGUACCCCUAUGACAAAUUCUUUAAUCCUCCCCGAUGGCCAAUAGUUCACUUAGAGUUGAUGAACAUGACAGUAACUCUUAAACCAUGAAUCUGCCUUCAACUACCAACAGCCAUAUGGUCCCCAAUUUGCUGUCGAGCUGUUCAGGGAGUCAUCACUUAACUGCCAGCAGGUACAGAGUCUUUACUGUAGAUGGACGUUGGGCGUCAAUCACAUUUAUUGGCAUUGUCAAGGCAUUUUCAACAUGAUUUACCACUUUGAGUCCUACAUUCAGUUGUAAAUUAUGGAAAGAAUGACAAGGAUAGUAUGCAGAAACUUUACCUGCGUUCACAGCCACUCCAUUUGUGCCAAAAAUAGGUGUACUAAACUAACAUUCCAUAUCCAUAGACACGAACAACAACCUAAUGUACCCCAACUAGCCAGUGCUGGUGCUUAUUGCUCCAUUACUACUGAAGUAAUGAGACUGCACAAAAGGAUUUAAAGAAGUCUGCUUUACUGUUAACAUGCCCCUCAUGUGGACUGCAAAUUAUUCUCGAUUUCCCCCACGUGCACUUAGUAUCCUAAGAGUAACAUUACUACUGCUACAGGUAACAUCUCUAAAGGUAUAGGUGUACCCUUCAUGUACAGCGUAGAAGUGGCAUUGGAAUAUUAUAAUACCAACCGAUCAUGUGGUGUUUUGGUUAACGUUAUAACCGAGAGAUUGUGGGUGCUGUUACAUUUAUAAGCAGGCAUGUUUUUCUGUUACAAAACAUUUGAUAUACAUAUUUCUAUACUAGCAGGGUCAUCUGGUACUUUUGGGACCAGGAAAUUGUCUGUGUAUGAGCAAAACUGUGUUAUGACUGAGUAAGGGAAAAUAGAAAGAAUUGUCUGAAGCAUUCCAUCUAGGAUGACAAAUGAUUUUAUAAUUUCAUAACUUUGAUGUUAGUUUUAUAUUGUAGACUGUGUUCUUGUUGAUCGCAAAAUAACAAUUUGUAUAAAUAUUAAUCACGAAAUUGAUAACAUCAGAUGAUGCAUUCCAGUUACCCAGCAAGACAAAUGAUGCAAUUGACAUGUGGAAUUAUUACUAGCGACCAUUUAUAUCAAUCAGCAAUUUGCAGGAACUUUUUGUUAUGCUCUUCUACUGCAUAUUCACUUAUCCCGAAUGGUUUGUGUUAAUGGAGAGACAUUGCAAGUCUUUGAAUCAUGCCAGUCCCUUAGUGCCAAGGGUAGUUUUAAACCUACUUUCCCGUCUCCUGUUGAAGAUAAAUUUCCAUUCCUCCAUGGCACAUAAAGAAAGCGAGUCAUCCUGCUUGAAUGGUUUGUGGAAAUUCAUUGAGCAAGGCUGUCUCCAGGACCUGUCUGUCCGGGGACGGAAAUUUGCUUGAAAGAAAUUGUGAAAAUGUAUUUUUGUAAGUUUCAAACAGUAGAUUUAACAACAAAAUUCAACAGCGCAGACUCAUACUAGAAAUGAAUGGUACAGAAAAAAAUUAGGCUGGAGACUACCCUGCUGCUGAAACUGUAAAAUGGGGAAAUUUGUGUACUCCACUUGAAAGACUCUUUGGUGAAUGUCAGAUUCAGACUUUCCAUCAUUGAAUUAUUCAGAAAGCCUUGUUGCUUCCAAUUCAGGGGAUGUCUUCGUUUUCAUUAGGGAAAGUGUCACUGUUAAUGAAAGUCAAAUUGUUGGUUCCUAAAUUUGUCAUCCGGCUCAGUAGAUAGGAAAGGCCUGUCUAUUCUACUCAUUAAACUUCUCUCUGCCAGCUUGUCGUAACCAAUGCAAAUUUGGUGCCUGGAUUUACUUGCUACAAAACCAACAAUAGAUUGGAUGAAAACUCCAAGAUUGUUACAAUGUAUCGUUUGAACGAUCCCAAUGGUUUUAGUACAGUAGAAGGUAUAUCAUGAUGUAGAACUGGUAUGAUACAUGUAGCUGGAAAUGGCAGUUUCUUUCAACCUUUAGUGACCUGACAUGUGGAAAUUUGUUUGUUUAAGUGUUAACAUAGAACACAGUGCUGUGUAUUUGUUUUUAUACACAAGCAUUUUUAAGUACAUGUACAAGGUUAAUGACUGUGACCAAGUCAGUCUUUUAUUACAUUUUAUUAUAUGGAACAACAUUGGCAACAGUAUGUAUGUGUAUGUUGUCACUCUGUAUAUUACAGUCAUGAUUUAGCACAAUGUAGAUUGUAUAUCUACCAUGUUAAAACUAUCCAUUGUUCAGUUUUUUUGUGGGAAACAAAAUCUUGUUUGCUCAAAUAUUUUAGAUUGACUGAUGACUCAUUGUCACUUUGACAAAGGAAUUGACAUAUAACCUGUGUGCAGCUAAGAAUGAUGACAAAAAUCAUUGUUUACAGUAGUCAGUUUUGGGCCUACAGAAUAAUUCUUGAACUACAUGUUAUCAAUGUGGCUCUUACGUUAUGUGAUCUUUGAUAACAUGCUGUAGUGAUACGGUUAUAAGCCACAAAGUUGAUGUUUUCACUUUGUAUAGCAGUUCCAGGUACUAGUAUCCUGGUAAACCCAAACCUGUAUCAGUACCCCUGACAGGAGGAAUCUUUUAUAUAUAAUAAUAGCCAAGGACAUUGUAUAAAAGUGUGCUUGGUAAACCCACGUCCUACACAUAUACAUGUAGUACCAAAUGUAUUUGAACAAAAUGAUAAUGUUUUAACAAUAUAGCUUUUAGUUUGUUCAGUAUGCUGAAUAUCAUAACAUUCCACUUGAUCAAGAAUUCACAUGUUGGAUGUUUUUGUGUGUAGUACUCUACAGAGAUGCUGUACUGUAAUAAAAACAGUUUUAUGUAAUACUAUAAUAGAGAAGUACUAACCCAGCAUUAUAAUUGAUAACCUUGCCUUAUACUACCUAUAUAUUUUAUGGUUACAAUUUUGUACUGUAUUUACACAUUCAAUAACAAUAUCUUAACAUAGACAUUUAAUGAUACACAUAGAGUAAGGUGUAGCACAUGUACAUCUACUUAACACUAUCACAUGCUUAAAUCAAUGUACAUGUAUAUGUCAUCACGAUCAGUAAUUUUAUAUUUUGAAUAAAGCAAGUGUAUAUUUAUUGAA
Molecule: messenger RNA, 5491 nt
Organism: Branchiostoma floridae (Florida lancelet)
Lineage: Eukaryota; Metazoa; Chordata; Leptocardii; Amphioxiformes; Branchiostomatidae
Product: coiled-coil domain-containing protein 102A-like
Exons: 8
Coding region: 98-1816 (572 amino acids)
Cellular component (GO): myosin complex
Source: RefSeq, a predicted model, not a curated record